AUGAGUCUCGACCAGAGCAACAUGGUCAGCAGCCAACACGAACUCUUCAAACGCAUCUCAAGAGCCGAAGAGAACCUGAAGAAGAUGGGGCAAGCGAACAUCACCCUCGCCGCCAUCGAGACCGCCAUUUGCAUCCUCGACGACCUGUGGGCAAAGUUCGAGAGUCAGCACGAUCUGAUUCGAAACUGCUACAAGGAUUCGAGCCGCUACGCUGAAAGUGAGUACGCUCAAUCAGACUUACUCGAGGCCGCCGAGAUGGCUUACGUGCAGCAACGUAGCGUCCUGUCCGGCGAAGCCGACCGCCGCAAGCCCGCGCAAGCCUCCACGCCGGUGGAGCACGAUAACGACCGCGCGUUAAAAACCUCGCUGCCCCGUAUACAGCUGCCGCAGUUUUCGGGCGAAUACGAGAAGUGGCCGUCCUUCCGUGACGUCUUUCGGUCGGUCAUCGGCGAUCAGUCGUCCAUUUCGGCAGUCGAGCGACUGCAUUACCUCCGCUCGUGUCUCAAAGGUCCGGCUGAAAAUUUAAUACAGUCGUUAACGAUCACCAGUGAGAAUUACGAUCGCGCGUGGGCAAUUCUCAGUAAACACUACGAGAAUAAGAGGGAACUGAUCCGCUCCAACUUCGCCACGUUUACCGCCGUGGCGAAGAUGAAGGGAGAAACCGCAGAUGAGCUGAGCCGCGUCCACAACGCCGUCACGGCCGCAGUCAAUGCUCAGGAGAGCAUCGGGAGGCCCAUCGAGUCUCACGGAAUGGACCUCUUCAACCACCUGGUUGUCGAGCUCUUCGGCCCGCGAACGCGACUUGAGUGGGAGUCCUCCACCCGCAACUCCGUCGACCCGCCGGAUUAUGAGGAACUCAAGGACUUCAUCUCGAAGCGCAUCCUCACGCUGAACGCCGCGAGACCGAAACCCGCCGCGAAAGCCCCCGAUUCCACUCG
This is a messenger RNA of Temnothorax curvispinosus, 938 nucleotides long. RefSeq lists its product as uncharacterized. The annotation marks the transcript as partial. NCBI's taxonomy places the organism in Eukaryota, Metazoa, Arthropoda, Insecta, Hymenoptera, Formicidae. The transcript has a single exon. The record is from RefSeq and is a predicted model, not a curated record.